AUGUCCUCCACCAAGGAUUACACCGCUGCCGAGCAUCAACUCACGCAGAUUCUCCUCACUGAGCUACUGGCACACCAAUUUUGCUCCCCCGUUCAAUGGAUCAAGACACAAGAUGCUAUUCUCGGAGAAUUCGCGACAGAGCGGCUGGUGGAAAUUGGCCCCGCCGAGACGUUGACAAACAUGGCGUCGAAGACGGUGAAUCAGGACUACAGCUUUCAGGACGUUGCACUGGGGGUGCAGAGAGAACUACUGAGCUACAACAGGGAUGCCCCCGCCAUCUACUAUGAUACCCCAGGCGAAGAGACGGCCGCUGCCUCUGUUGCCCUCGAUGCUGCCGUCAAGAAGUCACCCAUCACUCCGGCUCCGACCGUAUCUCCGGACAUUGUCCCAAGUCCAACGAUCGAUGUUGCGGUGACUGCACCCGCACCGACCAUCGUCUCGGUCCCCGACAGGGCUGUAUCCCCCCACGACAUCAUAACAACUCUUGUGGCGCUUGCUCUAGUGAAGCAGCCGAGUGAUAUUGCCCAAGACCAGACACUCAAAGCGCUGUGCGGCGGUCGAUCAACAGUUCAAAACGAGAUCAUCGGCAACCUCACCAGGGAGUUUGGGUCUCUUCCAGACCAACCCGAAAGUGUGGCAUUGGAAGACCUCGCCUCUACAGUUGCAGAUCAUGGGGCUGGGGCCAAGCUGGGGCCCUUCACCAAUGCCUUGAUCAACAAAAUGGUCACAAGUAAGAUGCCCGCCAACUCGAAUGUGACGGUUUUGCGGCAGCAUCUAGACCAUCGCUGGGGAUUUAAGAACGGCCUUCAAGACCGGGCGCUCCUUGCCGCAAUUCGCAGCCCACCUCCGGCAAGAUUGAAGGGCGAAAAGGACGUGCAUUCUUUUCUGGACGAAAUUGCUCGGACCGUGCUUGGAGGUGUUGGUGUUGACCCCGCCAGCCUCACGACAUCAGCUGGCCCCGGGGGGGAUCAAGCCAGGGCCAUGGCCACGGCCACUGUCGCGGUCUCGUCCGAGGCUCUCAAAUCCUUUCAGAAUGAGCGAACGAAGCAUGCGGAAGACUUGCUUCGCGUAUAUGCCAACCAACUGGGCCGUGACAUCAACGGCACGACGAGCGAGAAAGCCGAAGCCAAAGCCACCAUCGACCAACUCCAGGCCAAGCUCGAUGCCUGGUCGGCCGAGCACGGCGAUGUGUACGAGCAAGGCAUUCGCCCCGCCUUUGACGUCAAGAAGGCUCGCAAAUACGGCUCGUGGUGGAACUGGGCCGUCCAACAAGUCGUGGCUCUCUUCUCUGCCGCCCUAGUCGGCCAGUUAGACGACUUCCUCGUUCGGAGCAGACAGUCCUUGGAUCUGAUUUCCACGCGGGCUUCCCCGAGACUGCUGCAAACCAUCGACUGGCUUCUGCGAGAGCUUCGGGAGGUGCCGGCGUCCCAGGCCGUGAGGCGGGAUGUUGCCCAGGAAUGGCUGCUUGACCUGCAGAGAAGCUGUAAAGAUUCCGUUGCCUGCAAGCACCCGUUGUUCAGAUGCUCCGUCGUCUCGAGAGUUCCUAUCCUGGAGAUUGACCAACGGGGUCGGAUCUCGGUGAAGGAAGCGGCCCGCAUGGCACGACCAUUCGAGGCAGACAGCGCUGUCCGGUGCGGGCCUGGCUGCGAUACCUUUGAUUCCGACGAGACGUGCUCUGUCGUUGACGCUCAGUCAUACUACGGUUCCUUCACAGUUCCAACCUUGUCCAUCUCUAUGUUCGAGUCCGCCUACCGACCUCCUGGGCCUCCUGGGGGGGCCGAAUCGCCCAACAGCUCCGCCAUGGAUGAAGACGGGGUGUUUCUCCAAGUACCGGGGACCAUCGAGAGUCCAGUAGGAGGAGGCGUGCUGAACAAUAACACGUGGACCCCCCAGCUCAAGACAAAAGGCCGCAGUGGAUGGCGCACCAACCACGUUAUCACCAACGGCUACCUCCGCUGGUUCCAACAGUGCUCUACGGAAGGCAUCUCGUUUGCCGACAAGACCGUGUUGGUGACCGGGGCCGGCAAGGCAUCCAUUGGAUCCGAGGUGGUGGCCCUGUGUCUUGGUGCCGGUGCCAAGGUCGUCCUCACCACGAGUUCCUACUCCCAAGAAACUUGUGCCUAUUACCGCGAUCUCUACCAUCAACACGGCGGCCGGGGCUCGCAGCUUGUUGUCGUCCCGUUCAACGGCGGCAGCAACCAGGAUGUACAGAAACUCGUUCGGUACAUCUACGAUGACGACGCCAAGGGUGGUCUCAGCGGGCUUGGCUGGGACCUCGACCACAUCGUCCCGUUUGCCGCUGUAGGCGAGACGGGUCGUCCCAUUGACGGUAUUGAUGACAAGUCAGAGCUUGCGCAUCGCGUUAUGCUCACCAACGUCGUAAGGCUUCUCGGCGCCGUCAAAGCAGCCAAGGCAGAGCGGCGCAUCACCACGCAUCCCACCCAUGUUGUCCUUCCGUUUUCUCCCAACCAUGGCGUCUUUGGCCAAGACGGGUUGUACGCCGAGUCCAAGCUGGCCCUGGAGGCCUUGAUGAACAAGUGGUCUUCCGAGAGCUGGAGCGAGUACCUGACGCUCUGUGGUACUGUUAUCGGCUGGACCAGGGGCACGGGCUUGAUGAAUAACAACGACCUUCUCGCUACUGGUAUCGAAGCCGAUUUGGGCAUCCGCACGUUUUCGGCUUCUGAGAUGGCAUGGCACAUCGCCGGGCUGAUGGACGCGAGUACAGCCUCGUUCUGCGACCUCGAGCCAAUGAUGGCUGACUUGGGUGGCGGCUUGUCUUCCUUCAUCAAUCUACGACCAGUCCUUCAGCAUAUCCAGGACAAAAUCAACUCCAAGAGUGACAUGAACAAGUCCAUCUUCGAGGAGCAGCUUCUUGAAAACGGCGAGGACCACCCGUCUUUCUCGUCGACUAACCCGACUCCGAGUCCCCCGUCUCGUGAUCGUUUAGCCCCGAAGGCCAGGCUUCAGGUUGAGAAAGCGAGUCUCCCAGAGUACCAAGAGAUCCAACCUCUGGCUGCCAAGUUACGGGACAUGGUUGAUCUCGAGCGUGUCGUCGUCGUCGUCGGUUUUGGAGAAGUCGGCCCGUAUGGCAGCAGUCGCACUCGAUGGGAAGCCGAGUGCUCCGAUACCUUUUCUGUGGCCGGUUGUGUGGAGUUGGCUUGGGUCAUGGGCCUCAUCCGAUAUCACUCCGGUCUCCUCAAUGGGAAGGACUAUUGCGGCUGGUUUGAUGUCGAAACCAAGUCUCCCAUCGCAGACGCCGAGGUAAAGGCAAAGUAUGAGUAUCACAUCACGCAACACUCUGGCAUCCGCAUCGUCGAACAGCGAACCCACGACCUCACUUCCCCCGACAAGGAGCCGAAGCUUCACGAGGUGGCCAUCAUCCAAGAUCUUGAGCCGUUUGAAGUUCCUCUUGAGAUUGCAGAGGAGCUGAAGAGAGAGCAUGGCGCCAACGCGGCCGUGACCGAAAUCGACGGCGGCCAGUGUUCCGUCGUCUUGAAGGCGGGCACUACCCUGUGGGUUCCCAAGGCUGCUACGUCGCGAAGCACAAUCGGUUCCCAGGUACCUACCGGGUGGGAUCCCAAGACGUACGGUAUUUCCGACGACAUCAUCGGCCAAGUAGACCCCGUCACUCUGUACGCACUCGUGGCCACUGUUGAGGCAUUCCUGUCUGCUGGGCUCACGGAUCCGUACGAGCUGUACCAGUACAUACACGUCUCAGAACUAGGAAACGCCGUCGGGUCCAGUAUGGGAGGCUUGCAGUCGCUCGACCGCAUGUACAAGCGUCGGUUCCUCGAUCGGCAGGUUCAGAGCGAUAUCUUGGCCGAGACGUUUGUCAACACGACGGCGGCUUGGAUCAACAUGUUGCUGCUCGGUUCAUCGGGUCCUCUUCGUACCCCCGUCGGUGCGUGCGCCACCUCACUCGAGAGCCUCGACACCGGAUACGACAUGGUCAUCAACGGGCGGGUCAAGGCCGUGCUUGUGGGCGGGACAGACUACCUGGAGCGGGAGCUUGCCCGGGAAUUCGCCAACAUGCAGGCCACCAUCCACGCGGGUGACAAUGCAGCGGCCGGGAGGACGGCCAAAGAAGCUUCGCGGCCUGCCACUACGACCCGUGCUGGGUUCGUCGAGGGCGAAGGCUGUGGCGUGCAGCUGCUCAUGACGGCACGUCUUGCUCUCGACAUGGGUCUCCCAAUCCGCGCCAUCGUCGCUCUGACACACAUGGCCUCGGACGGCAUCGGCCGCUCCGUGCCGUCGCCGGGCAAGGGAAUCCUGACAAUUGCAGCAGAGAAGCCCAGUGCCGAGUUGGUCGCAUCGCCACUGCUCGACGUCAACCACCGCCGCCGACGGCUGGCGAUCCGCCUGCGCCAGAUCGACGAGCAGCGCGAGGCCGAGCUGGCCCGGGUGAAUAGCUGGCUGCAACAACAGCAGCUACUACAACAACAACAACAACAACAACAGCUGCAACAGCAACAACAACAGCAACAGGAACACGGGCAGCACAAGACGAGCCUGUCAAGGUCUACCUCGGCCGAGAAGCACGCGGAAUACUGCCGUACAGAGAUCGACAGGGACGCCAAACGUGCCCGACAGGUGGCCAAGAACACGUACGGCAACGACUUCUGGAAACACGACGAGUCCAUCUCGCCCCUGCGCGGCGCCCUCGCGGUCUGGGGCCUCACAGUGAACGACCUCGGCGUGGCCAGCCUGCACGGGACCAGUACCAAGCUGAACGAUGUCAACGAGACGGCCGUGGUGCAGGCGCAACUGGCCUCGCUGGGCCGGACGCCCGGCAACGUCCUGCCCUGCUGUCUCCAAAAGGGACUGGUGGGCCACGGCAAGGGCGCCGCGGGCGCCUUGGCCGUCAACAGCUGCUUGCAGAUGCUCGCGUCAGGCGUGAUCCCCGGCAACCGUAACGCCGACGACAUCGACCCCGCGCUGCAGCAGCGCGACCUGCUGUUCUUCCCAUCGCGCACCUACCAGAACCCGAUGGGCGUCAAGGCCUUCUCCGUCACAUCGUUUGGCUUUGGCCAGAAGGGCGCCCAGGUCAUCGGCGUUAAUGCGCGCUACCUGUUUGCCACGCUGUCCCAGGGCGAGUAUGAGAGCUACCGGGUCAGGGUCACCGAGCGGGAGGCCGCGGCGGAUAAGGCGCUGCAGCAGGGCAUCUACGGGGGCAAGUUGGUAAAUGUCAAGGAACAUAACGUGUACGACAAGGCCAAGCUGGAGGAGGCCAUGUUGUACAGGUAA
Messenger RNA from Dichotomopilus funicola, 5244 nucleotides. RefSeq lists its product as uncharacterized. Bases 1 to 5244 code for a protein of 1747 amino acids. The record is from RefSeq and is a predicted model, not a curated record. Gene Ontology annotation, biological process: long-chain fatty acid biosynthetic process. Gene Ontology annotation, cellular component: fatty acid synthase complex. Gene Ontology annotation, molecular function: 3-oxoacyl-[acyl-carrier-protein] reductase (NADPH) activity; holo-[acyl-carrier-protein] synthase activity; 3-oxoacyl-[acyl-carrier-protein] synthase activity. Lineage: Eukaryota; Fungi; Ascomycota; Sordariomycetes; Sordariales; Chaetomiaceae. The transcript has 6 exons.